This is a messenger RNA of Mytilus californianus (California mussel), 5290 nucleotides long. Its product is annotated as protein salvador homolog 1-like. The coding region runs from base 379 to 2589 and encodes 736 amino acids. Gene Ontology annotation, molecular function: protein binding; molecular adaptor activity. The record is from RefSeq and is a predicted model, not a curated record. The transcript is spliced from 7 exons. Gene Ontology annotation, biological process: apoptotic process; hippo signaling; regulation of cell population proliferation. Lineage: Eukaryota; Metazoa; Mollusca; Bivalvia; Mytilida; Mytilidae.
UCGGGCACUUGCAGAUUUGUCAACAAACUAGGAAUUAGAAUUCACGAAAUCUUCCACAUUUCAACUACUUUAAAACUGUCAAAAACUUUUAAAGUAAUACAAAUUGUAUUUAUAAAUGAAUUGGAACAGUUACUUGUGCCAAACAUAUCCUUUUAAAGUUUAAUGGGGCGUUUCCAUUGUGCUGAAAGUGAAAUGUACUAAUAAAAGUUGACAUUUUCUACCUUUUAAGUAAAUACUGUUAAAUGGUGUUUAAGAUUGAUUGAGAAAAUAAAAGAGUGUACAGUUUCUCACCAGGAACAAUGAAGGACCCGUGAUAUUGAUAUGACUAAUUUAAAAAGCAUGUGUAUUUUAGUAGUAAAUACAAAAUAAUGAAAUAGUAUGCUGUCAAAGAAAAAAGAAUCAUCAUCAGGUAUCAAUGAUGGUAUUGCAGGGAAAUAUGUCAAAAGAGACACACCACCUAUGCUCAGAAAUUAUCACACACCUGUACGACAAACUGUUAGACGAAGUGUAAAAACUCCAGCGUUUUACGCUCCACAACAAGCAGCAACAAGUUUAAUAUCAUACAGACCUCCAAGUGUACAUACGCCACCGACAACCCAUGAUCUCCCUAACUUUCCACAAACUCAACGUCCAUCUAGAUUGCCUAGUCAAACAUUUGGUCAUCUUUCAACAGGUAUACAAAACCUAAACAUAUCGGAGAGGAAUGCUCAAACAGGAUCUAAUAGUUCAUUAGAGACUGGAUCAGAAAGUGGUCAGUCUUCAUCAUCUGGAUACCAAUCAGGAAACACUGGUGUCAGGAAGUUGUCUGGUAAUGUUCCAAAUUUGGGAACUGUUGGAGAAGAUUUUGAUGACAACUCAAAUUAUUACCAUGGUAACUUCAACACAGAGGCUUACAGCCAGUAUGAUGAGAAUUAUCAGAUACAACAACAUCACCAGGAGAUUAGAAAUCUGUACGCUCAGAAAAAUAUGUCAACUCAGCAGAAUUUAUACACAUCUGCACAGAGAGACAAUCCAAUUACAGUUACAUCAGCUUCAGGUGGAUUUUGUGGACAAGACAUGCUAUUACCUCAUGGAUGGACAAUUGACUGGACAGUCCGAGGUCGCAAAUAUUACAUUGACCACAACACUCACACCACACACUGGAGUCAUCCAUUAGAGAAAGAGAGUCUUCCUACUGGUUGGGAAAGGAUAGAAUCAAAAGAAUUUGGAGUGUAUUAUGUCAAUCAUAUAAAGAAAACAGCCCAGUAUCCUCAUCCAUGUGCACAAAGUAUACCAAAUAUGCUUAGUUUCCAACCUCAAUUACCAGGUGCAUUAGAGUAUAGACCAUCUAGACAGCCCAACGUUCUAGUCCCAGCGAACCCAUAUCUUAAUUCAGCAAUUCCUCAAUGGUUACAUGUAUACUCUAGAGGUGCUCCUGAACAUGAUCAUAAAUUAAAGUGGGAUUUAUUCCGUUUAAAUGAACUAGAACAUUUUGAUGCCUUGUUAGUACGAUUGAAUAGACAAGAUAUAGAAGACAUUGUCCUAAAAUAUGAGCAUUUUAGAUCGGCUUUGGUGAUAGAAAUGGAAAGACGCAGGCAGGAAAAAGAAAUUGAGAUGCUAAAACAAUCAGUUGAAAAUCCACAGCUCCCUGUAACAACAAUUGGGAAUAAACUGUUACCUUUCUCUAAAAUGAACAAUCCAAUGGGACAAAAUUUACCAAUAAAUCCUAUGGGGAACGAUCAGUUUCUGUCUCAAAAACCUGAAUCUAAACAAAUGUUGUACAUGCAAAGUCAUGUAAAUGAGCAACCUAAGCCGUCUGUGAUAUCUAAUGACCAUCCUCGUGUUGGACAACCACAGUUGAUAUACAGUCAGCCUACAGGAAUGUUCAGUCCCACCAGAAUCAUGGUCAACAGAGAUCUAGAACAAGAACAUCUAGAACUUCAACGAGAGAAACAACUACAGUCACAACAACAACAUAGAAUUCAACAACUUGAGCAACAGUAUCAGCAGCUUUUACAACAGUAUCAAGCUCAGCAUAAACAACCUUGGAUCUCGCCUACAACUGCUAAUGUCUCUGUUUAUUCACCUUCAAUUCAAUAUAGACAACCCAUGCAACAAGUUCAGCUAAGACAACCAGUAUCCCAGCCACAGUUACAGUCACAUAUGCUAAUGCAUAGGCCGCCACCUUCCCUUUCUCCUGCAAUGCAGGAUCAAACAGUUCAUGGCCAGCUGCAGCCUCAAUCUAUGCAAAUUAUGAGGCACCAGCAACCCCCUGUCCACAUCCAACAAGCCCAACCUGUGCAAUUCAUACAACAGCCAAUUCUUUCUCACCAUGGUCAAUCAACAACAUCUCAGCAACAGGCAAACUUAACACAGCAUAUUACACAAUCAGCUCCUCUGUCACAAGGAAACCCUAGUCAACUAAUCAACCAAUCAGCUCCUCAGUUACAAAAUUCUUCUCAACAUAUCAACCAAUCAACACAGCACUCUCAACAAAAUAUGCAUAUGAUACAGAGUGAACAGUCAGUAGUUACAAAUGCUCAGGGUCAACAGUCAAAUGCACAACAGACAUCCAGAGCAUUAACUCAAAAUAUUGAAACUAAAGUUUGAUAUAAGCACUAGUUUAAGUCGAGGGCAUUUACAAACUGAUUUUGCAUUUUACUUUGUUCUUUUAAUUAAAUAAAAUUAAUAUAUGGCAAUUCUGUUAAACAUUUGAUUGAAAACAGAAAUGUAUUUUGCAACUUCUAUAAUAUUCUAUGUCAGUUUUAAGAUUUGAACUAAAUUUAAUAAACCUGAAUCUUAAACCCUUUUUUUUAAUUUUAUUUGAUUAGCAUAUAUUUAUUUUUUAUUUGCUUAACAUUUGUUUAUGAAAUCUGUGUCUGCUGUUGAUCUCAAUUUAAAUGAUAUUUUGUACUUGAAACUGUUUUAUUUGUUUCUAUGGUUUUUGUUAUCUGUCUCAUUAUUUAAUAUAAUAGAACUAUUCCAGAACUUAAUGAGUACUGUUACUUAAAUCUGUUAGAGUUUGGUUUACCUAUUUUUUAAUCAUGCUUACUGAAAUCUUUCAUCAUGUCAGUUUCAGAUAUAUUUAUGCCAUGUUCUUAAGGUCUGUUCCAUGUACUAUAUACAGUACAGUACAUAUGGGGAUGGAUACAGAUUAUUUGAUAAAGUACUCAAAUCAAUUCUUCAACAUAGCAAGGCAAAUAGUUUUCAUCAUUUUCCCAACCAAAUUGGAAGGAAAAUUAUGUUUUUCAUGAAAACAAGUUAAUAUUAGAGGAAGGUGCACAUACAGCUCUGCAAUUUCCAUGGAAUGAACAUUUUAAAUGCUGCUAUUGUGUUGUAUGAAACUUUUCUCAGUAAAAAAUGUAAAACCAAAAAUUUCAAGUUAUUUCUAUGGACAUUUCUUUAUUAUAGACUAAAUUGAUCAAAAAAAAAGGAUAUUUGAGUGAUUGUUGUGUCCAUCUGUUUGUUGGUUAGUGUGUCAACACCUGUAUCCUUGACACCUCUGAAAACAGUGGUAGAAUUUCAAUGAUUUUUUUUUUUUAAAUUAUCAAAGAUUAUUUAGUAUCUAUUAGCAUUGUGUACCUUCAAUUUUUGUCUGGCCUUGACAGAGUCACUAUCAAAAUAACAAAAAGGCGAGACUUAUCUCUGUGUUAACAGUUUAUAUUUUUUCAUCCAAAUGACAUCUUGAAUUUCCCACAGUAAAAUAUAGACUUUGCCAUAUCUAUAUAAAAAAGGGGAGGGAGGUUGAGCUCUGGUCACAAUUUUUUCUACUUUACAUAAAAUAUGCCUUCCCUUUAUACCUCGUACUUAUAAAUGGAACAAACUAACAUUUAAUCAUUGAAAUGUCCAUGAAAUUCCUUAUUUUGAUGGUUUUCAUUCAUUCUCAUAAUUCAGCUUGGUGCUUUUUUGUUUACCUUUUUUUUGCACUGUUGCAAACUGGUUUAGAUGUGAAACAUAAUUGUGUGUGAAAUACUAUAUUUAUCUGAUAAAAAAACUUAUUUCAGUAAAUUUAUACUGUGAAUGCAUUAUUAUUCAGUGGAUACUAAUUUUCGUGGUAUUUGUGAGUAAAGUUGAACCACAAAUUUAAAUAUUUAACGAAUUACAAAUUUUCUAUAGGCUUGUAUGCAGACUUUGGUAAAACCACAAAAUCAAAUAUCUACGAAAAUACAUUUUUUCCUCAAUCUACAAAAAUUGGUAUCUACAAGAGUAAAUGAAUCUACAGUAGACAUUAAUAAUUUCCUUGCAACUUGUCAGUUUAAUAUGGAUUUUACCUAGAGAUAUUUAAAAAUUUUGAAGUUAUUCAAAUCAAGAUUGCUCAGAUUACUUUACAUUUGAUUGACUAAAGUUAUUUCAGAGCAAUUUUGGUUUCAACUCGUUUCUUUUAUGCAGAAUUGGCCAAUCACUGGAAAUUUAGCCACUAACAUAAGAUGAAUGAUAUAAAUAAAAUAUGUAUGAGUGACAUGGUGAAUUACUAUUUAGUUAUUUGUCAGUUGUUGACUCUUACCUUCAAAUUCCACAUAUAAAAUGUAUUCCAUUUAUGACAACGAAAUGAUUUGGAGUAUAUAAUCAAUAAAUUUUUUUCUGUUGGAUGCUAUAUGUUGAUGUCAUUUCAUGGAAAUGUAUUUAAGCUUUGGAGAAAGGCAAUUAUUUCGUCUUUGUAACCCAAGUUAUUUUCAUUAAUGCCACAGUUUUCAAAUGUAAAAAUAGGCAAUAAACUCAUGAUCAUCUACAAUUUACCAUUGUUUCAGUGGAGAAAAGAUUCUGAUGUUUGUUGAAAGUUUGCUUAUACAUGCAAAUUAGAUAAAUCAUAAUUUAUAAAUUUUUGGGAUGUUUCUAUCAUUGCGAAUAUUGCAACAGGAUUGGUUUUGCAAAAAUAAAAACUCUUUUUACAUUUGAUAGCAUUUGUAUGUUGCAAAAAGCACAGAGAAUAGCCUACACCAAGAUAACAAAUAUAUAUUAUAAUCUGUUCAUAUCAAAAUCCAUGGGUCCAUAAAGAAGUUUAUUAUCAAUCAACCUAGUGCUAAAUUUUGUUUGCCAUGGUAAACACAAUUUGUAAGUUAAUAAAUCUUUUGUAAAAUGAUUAUGUAGCUUGCUUUAUUUUGAUGCCUUUUGAGUGAAAAACUUGAUUACUUUUAAGCCUUUUUAUGUGUUAUUGAGAUGUGAUAAAAGACUAAAAAUAACAAAUUCAAAAUAGACUUUCAUGUGUAUUUUUAAGACAUUUGUAUAACAAUAUAUUGAUAAAAUUUGUACAAAUUGUGUAAAUAUUAGAUAAAUGUAUUUAUCAUUACAGCAAUAAAUUUUCCAUUCCCUA